AUGGAAGACUCCUUCAGGCGUGUCAACAAUAAUACUAAUAAUACUAAUACCACCAAUAAUCCCUUCCUCGACUACCAAAUGAAGUCCACCGCCACCACUACCACCGCCGCUCCCACCAGCGCCACCGGUCUCAAGCGAACCCUUCGAGAUCACAACUCCACUACUGCCACAAUGAGGUACCGUGGAGUUCGGCGCAGGCCGUGGGGGCGUUACGCUGCGGAGAUUCGAGACCCUCAGUCCAAAGAAAGAAGAUGGCUUGGGACGUUCGACACUGCGGAGGAGGCUGCACGUGCGUACGACUGCGCCGCACGGUCCAUGCGUGGCCUGAAGGCUCGCACCAAUUUCGUAUACCCUUCCUCCCCACCCCCUCACUCAUUGUGGGAUGAGUAUGUAAUCCCUCGCUUCAAUUUCCCUAAACAAUCACACCCGGGUCUCCCCCGUGUGAACGCAUCCAACUGGCCCAUGUUUUCCAGUCCCAGCCGUGGGGCCGAGUUCGUGUGGUCCGGAGCGCAGAGGAUGAACACCGCUUCUCCCACUCUCGACAUGCUUCUUCUUCGUGAUUUCCUCAACUUCCCUUCUGCCAAUGCUAGUAAUCCAAAGCCCCCUUCAUUGAUUAAUAAUACCUUGGCGACCAAAAUAGCAGCCUCUCCCCCAGAUCACUCCGUACAACAACAAAACUACUACUCCUCCCAGUUUCUCCCAAAGGACUCCCCCGAUUCGGGGUUGCUGGAAGAGAUAAUCCACGGCUUCUUCCCGAAAUCCGAUUAUUCCAAAGCCAACUCCGAUGAUCAAUCCGACCCGGUUGCGGAUGAAUUGAAGAACCAACACUCACCUAGCUUCACUACUGACUUGGAUUUAUUGGAUUACCCAGAUUGUAGCAUCCAGGCGGAGUUUAAUGAAGGUGGUGAGCGUGUAUUUGGGAAUCCUGAGAAUGUGAUGGUGGAUGACAUCUUCCAAUGCCCUGAGAGCGUGUAUUUUGUGUUAUGA
This is a messenger RNA of Cucurbita pepo subsp. pepo (vegetable marrow), 987 nucleotides long. RefSeq names its product ethylene-responsive transcription factor ESR2. Gene Ontology annotation, biological process: regulation of DNA-templated transcription. Lineage: Eukaryota; Viridiplantae; Streptophyta; Magnoliopsida; Cucurbitales; Cucurbitaceae. Gene Ontology annotation, molecular function: DNA binding; DNA-binding transcription factor activity. The record is from RefSeq and is a predicted model, not a curated record.